AUAUUUUUUUGAUGGUUGUCUCGGAAGGGGACGCAUGCAUGUUAUUUUUCAAAAAAAAAAAAUUGUAUGGAAAGUAAAUAAUGUUCAGCGAAAUGUUCUAGAUACAUAACAUAGUCAUGGAUGGUUUUUGAUGAGAAAUAUGUGUAAAUAUUGAGAGUGGAAAUUCGUAUUUUGCCCUUCAGAAGACGUUGCGGCAUCUCAACCCCGAUAAGUGCUCAAUUAGGCAUAAUGUCUACGUGCCCGAGUCUGCAGCCUUGCGAGUGAAAGUGUCCGAGGGCAUAUUCUUAAAAUGUUUAAGAAGACACUGUUGUGAUUUUAAUAGAAGUGACGUUAAGUGUUCGGAAUGGAUAGCUUAAACUACCAGCCGAGUGGAGAGGAAAUCGAGCGGGCGCUCAUGGACUUAGGGCUGCCUUUGCUCGGUGUGAACAUUAAGGAGGAGGUGUCAGAGGACCUUGCGGCCGACACGGCGGGCGGUGCAGCCCCCGCAACCAAUGCGGGGACCUCGAGCGCUGGCGCGGGCGGUGAGCCGGAGUCGGGCGCAGGCGCGGACUCGCUGGCGUCCCCGACGCGGGCUCCGCCGUCGGCCGCGCGCUGCGCUCUGUGCCAGGCGCCGCUGGCGCAGACCGACGGCACGCCCAAGCUCAUGGAGUGUCUGCACUCCGUCUGUGAACCCUGUCUGCAAGCCAAGCUGGAGGAGGCCCGACAGCCCACCAAUAGAGACUUCCUUGGUGCCGAGCGGGUGACGGUGACGUGCCCAGCUUGCCGGCUGCCGUGCCAGCCCGCCAACAUGAUCGACCAGCGCUUCGUCAUUGAAAAGCUCGCCGCUGACCAGAGCCCUAAUACUGGUGGAGUGAGCGGUGAGCAGCAAUGCAACAGCUGCGAGGACACGGAGCCGGCCACGAGCUACUGCGUGGACUGCGCGGAGUUCAUCUGUGACAACUGUGUACACGCGCAUCAGAGGCUGAAGAUAACAAAGGACCACACGAUCAAGUCUAAAGAAGAGGCGGUGACGGAGCUCCAGCUGGCUCAGAACGGGCCCCGCUCUGCCGCCGAUAUGUAUUGCCGGGAGCACACGCAGGAACGUCUAACUCUAUUCUGCGAGACAUGUGACCGGCUGACCUGCAGAGACUGCCAGCUGCAGCACCACAGGGACCACAAGUAUCAGUUCAGCACAGAGAUGGCAGCACAGGCCCGCGCCAGCAUAGCGGCGCUGCUGUCGGAGGUGAGCUACAAGCGCGUGCUGCUGGGCUCCGCCAUGAAGGUGAUCCGCGACCGCCAGCAGCUCAUCGCGGACAAGAAGAAGGCGCUCGUGCACGACAUCACGCAGACUGUGGUCAAACUGACGAACGCCAUCAACACGCGCGGCAAGCAGCUGGUGCUGCGGCUGAACGAGGUGUGCGACGGCAAGCAGCGCACGCUCAGCGAGAAGAAGGAGGCGCUGCAGCACCUCGCCGCCGUCACCGACCACACCGUCGACUUCGUGUCCGCGGCGCUCGAACACGGGUCGGACACAGCGCUGCUGCACUGCAAGAGAUCCGUCUGCCAACACUUGCAGAGGAUCAAGUCCAGGAGGGCGGAUAUACCCAACCCGGAGAUACCGGUCCGGAUCAGCUUGCAGCUGGAUAAAUUGCCGGAUCUUAUCCGUGUGCUGUCGAGCAUUGGUGCGAUCGUGGUGGACGGCAAGGUAGACGGCGCGGGGGCGGGCGGGCCCUACCAGCCGCCGGCCGCCGUCUCCGCCCCCCCGCCCGCCUCCGCCCCGCCCGCCGUACCGCCGCACUCCGCACAGGUGGCGCUGCAACACGUCGCUAUGCACCAGCAAUACGUGCAGUCGAUGUCUCCGUCGCCGGGCUACCUGUCCCCGCUGCUGCGCCACUCGCGCGCGCUGACGCCGUUGCGUCACCCGCACGUCACCUCCACCACGCAUCCCCACCACUUGCACGGUAUGAGCGAGAUGAAUCUCCGCGGUUUGCUGGGCGCGCAGGCGCAGGCGCAGGCGCAGGCAGUGGCGCAGGCGCAGGCGCAGGCGCAGCAGACGGCCGCGCGGCCGCGGCUGACGCACAACAACAACAUGCACGCCGCGUACCAGCACAUGAUGGGGGCGUACCCGUCGUCGAUGUCGGGCUCUCAGCCGCGGCGCGCGCAUCCGCGGACACCCUCGCCCGCGCCCGCGCCCGCGUCCGCGCCUUCGCCCGCGCACCACAUGUUCCACCAGCCCGCCAAGUGGCAUAUACCGCAGCAGAAUACCGUUAACGGCGGUAUGGAAAGCGGCGUGAGCGGAGUCCCGGGCGCGGGCGGCGGCGCCGACUUCAAGAUCACGCUCCGACAGCCGCGACAGCCGCCCGCGCCCUCCGUCGUCACCUCCACCAACCCCAAGACCCCCAGCCCCAGCAUCAAUGGCGGCGCCAUGGAGCUGGACAAGGUGUGCGCAGAGUCGGUGCAGGACCUGAUGGCGACCAUCGCCAAGCUGGACUCCAACGGUGUGCAGGUGGUGGCUGAGGCGGCCUCGCCUGCGCCGCCCGUGCACUCGUCCACCGACCCGCCGCGGCGUCGCGCGCCGCAGGCUGAUCCCAACGAGGACUGGUGCGCCGUGUGUAUGGACGGCGGCGAGCUGAUGUGCUGCGACAAGUGCCCGAAGGUGUUCCACCAGUACUGCCACAUCCCCACCAUCGAGAAGCUUCCCGACGAGUCGGAGACGUGGCAGUGCCUGCUGUGCGUGAACUUCGCGGAGCUGGCGGCCGCGGGCGGCGACGCGGAGGCGCCGUGGGCGCGGCAGCUGAAGCUGGCGGAGCGGCUCACGCUGGAGCUGUACUGCCAGUACGAGCUCAGCCUCGUGUUCCGCGAGCCCGUGCCCGCCGACAACCUGCACUACCACUCCAAGAUCUCCCGUCCGAUGUGCCUGGACAUGAUCCGCAUGAAGCUGCAGCCGCAGGCGCCGCAGCGCUACACCAACCUGGCGCAGUUCGUGGCCGACUGCCGCCUGCUGUUCAGCAACGCCUACCAGUACAACCCGCCGGACUCCUCCAUCUACAAAGAUGCCAAACGUCUAGAGGAGUUCUUCGACGCUCAGCUUCUGAAGCUGCUGCCGGAGUACGCGUACUGGAACGGCGAGGGUGAGCCGCCCAACAAGCGGCCCCGCCAUUGACCGCCGCCCCUCUCCCACUCCCACUCCCACUCCCACUGCUGGGGAUGGUGGCCGGCUGGCGACGAGGUGUAGUGUUGUGAUAGUUCAGUGCAUUCGCAAUCACAAACAUCAGUAACCGACCAAAACUAUUCCAUUUAAAUAUGAUAAAAUUCUGCAAGACAAUGUGACCAACAAACAUUCAAUUUGAAUGUGACAUCCACUAGCACACCAUCAACUUAUACCAACAUUGCUAGAGACAAGAUGUAGUGAAGUAAGAGUAACAAUACAGUAUGUUGGCCAUUCAUAAUGAUCAACUUAAUAAAAGAUGAGCUGACCAAUACUAUUAUAGAAAUUAAAUACCAAUCGAACAAAAUAUGUGAAGUGUUGAUAAACUAAGCUGCCAAAAUUUUAAAUAACUUAAUUAAUAAUUUGAGUAAUUUUCUAUCCAAUUGUGUGGUUCGAGACCGGAACAAACUCAUUGAAUAUGUUGUCACUGCACCUUCAGUCAACAGUUUUAAGAACAGAUUGGAUAAAAUCUCCAAACUCCAAGACACGCAAGCGUCAGCUUAAUGAGCUGCUAGUGUGUUAUAAAAUAAAAUAAAUAAAUAGACGGGCAAGUCACACCUGCAUAUCUAUAGUACGUCCACAAUUGAUACAUCAUAUUGUCUACAGAGAGAAGAUACAAGUUUUAUCUGUACUACUGGUGAUGAUAGAUUGUCACCACUGUGAGAAAAUGGUGAUUUAUGGGACUCAGUGUAAUAACAGAUUAAAAUCAGUGCAUCAUAAGUGAAUAUUCGAAACUAUACAAUACUUUUACUGAACUGAAUACAGUUUGAAGUUGACAAUUGUGGAACUUUAAGAUAUAGAAUAGAAAGUCAGUGUUAACAUUAGCUCAUACACAAUCUGCACUUACCUAUUACUGAUGAUGAAAACAUUGCAUAUGAAGAGUGGGUUGCUUUUGGUCUGUGAAAGAUAAAUGAAGUUCAUCUUGAGAAUAUUUAAAUAUCCUAUUAGCAUAGACGUCCUAUGUCAGAACUAUUCAAAAUAAAAACAAUGAUGUAUGACUCUCAUACUCGUCUUGAAUAAUAAUUCAUAAGUAUUAUGAGUUGAUGUUAAUUUAAAGAAACUUUUUACUUAUUGGUAGCUAAGAAAUUAUUAUUAUGUAUAGUGAUUGUUAAGUGAUCUGCUAAAGGCAGUAGUGACUUAGUGGCGGUAACCAGAUGUUGAAGUAAUGGCCUAUACAGCUAUUUAGACUGGACUCUCGAGGCAAAUAUAUUAAGUUUUAAUUAGAAUUAUUAAUACUACAUUACAUAAAAUGUAUUCAGAAUGUACUUUUAUAGUGCCCCCACAUAUUGGCUACUAAAAAGCUAUGGUGGUAAGUGUUGACCCAAAGUAUUUUCAAACUCGAUUUAGAAAAGAUGCCUAGUAUUUUCAUAUUGUUAUAGACAGAUUAUUUAUCUAAUGUUCUGUAAAAUUUUGCAUUUGUAAAAUGUUAUAAUUUCUUUUUUGUUUUAUUAAAAGCUUAGAGAGACCUAUGUAUAUAAUGUCUUUCUAGUUUUUCACAAACUAAAAAUUGUAUAAUGAUAUUCUACUAAAUUGACAAUUUAACUAUACAGACUAUAGGUGACAGGCAAAUAGUCGCAGCAUGUACAGUAGUAAGCCAAUAUUAAAAGCUUAUGUUUAGUUGACACAACACAAUACGAAAAUGACAAUAUUUUCGAAUAUUUUUCUGAAACGGCGUGCUUUUUCGCGUAGUAUCAAAUCAAUAAUUACACUGAAUUUAGACGUGUAGCCACAAUAAAAGCUUCAACUUAAAUUGAGCUUUAUAUCUUAGCGUUUAGGGUCUAAAGGUCUAUUAGGGUCUUGGCACCCUGUGACAUAGGAUACGUAAGUUGCAACUUCACAGUAAAGCCUCACUGUGUUAAGACGCCACUUCUUAGGUUGCUUGUUUACUGUGAUAAAACAAUAUUGUUGGCUUUAUACUACUAAUUUCUCUUAUUUCUUUAACCACAGAGUAGAUAUAUAACAGAGAACAAACUUGUUGAUUUAAUUUCUCAAAUAUCAUUAUUUUUUAUUAAUGUUUGUAUCACACAUCACAUUUUAUGACAUAAUUAUUAACAUAAUGCAGUGUGAUUCAUUGUGUGAAGCUUCAUCUGUGUAGAUAUCUACUCUAUAUUUUACACCAUUCACAAUUAACUAUUUAUUUUAUUUUAUAUCUUGGUAUUCUUAGUUGUCCAUACAUUUUGUAUUGGUAGAGUAAGUUGUAGCUGAUUUCGCACAAAGUAUUUUUAUUUUAUUUGUAGGAAUAAGUAGAUAUUUUUAUUUGGUAUGUGAUUACUGUAUUGUUUCCAUGGGUGUGACGGCGUGCCACUCGUAUAUUUCAAAGAGUUUAAAGAUCUUUCGAAACCAGGUAUGUAAUUUAAACUAACUUCUCGAUAAAUAUAUUUUUAACAAUUUGGGCCCUGAAAUGAAGGUAAUAGGCAUAAGACAGUGGUCUUUGUCUGUUUCAUGCCACUUGGCACUUCCAUGUUUGUGAUUCAGAUAAGCCUCUUCGAUUGCUUAUUUUGAAAAGAUAUUUUAUAUUUUUACUCACUAUAAGACAAAACUUAUUGUUGUUAAAAUUUUGAUUAGUCUUUUAAAAUGAAUUUCCUUACAUCCUGUUUUACAAAUUAUUAAUUUAUGUGUACUUUCUCAAAACACGCGCCGCCGCGCACACUCAUAUUGAUUUGAUCCUCUGUUAUCUCUACUCCUAAUAGAAUAUAACAAAGCCUUUACGUUGUGUAUGUUUAUGUAUUUAAAAUCUUACAAAAUAUUUUUUUCCCUGGGCCAACCAGAAGUUGGUCACUUAAAUUAUGUAUUUUAAGAAAAGUUUUCGUUGCCGAACCAAUUUGAUUAGCAAAAAAUGGAUAGGUAAAUGACCGCACGACAUAGGGGGGUAAACUUCACGAAGGUGAAGUCCCUAGCUGACUUCACCCGAAGGAGCGUGGAGCGUUUUACAUUUUACCGAGAAGUUCCCACUGCUCGGCUAGAUGCUUAGUUUCAUUUAAUAAUGGCAACCAAAUUGUAUUUAAACUAGCUAUGCAUACAUGUAUGAUUACGUCAUAUAUGUUGCAAAAUUAGGAAGCGAAACCUCGGAGCAUAGCUAGGCGUUAUAUUUUGAUUUACAUUUGAUUAUAUUCUAUGAUGGUUUGUAUUGAAUUAAUUAAAACUCUUAUAGAUAUUGUUAAUGUUGAUCGUCGUACUAAGCUAUUAUUAUAAGCAAACCUACUGUUAAGAUAAUCUCCACAUAUUAUAUUAGAAAUAAAUUUCAUUUAUUGGC
Messenger RNA from Plodia interpunctella (Indianmeal moth), 6440 nucleotides. It is a transcript of the gene bon, whose product is annotated as bonus. Bases 344 to 3142 code for a protein of 932 amino acids. Gene Ontology annotation, molecular function: ubiquitin protein ligase activity; chromatin binding; zinc ion binding. Lineage: Eukaryota; Metazoa; Arthropoda; Insecta; Lepidoptera; Pyralidae. The transcript is spliced from 19 exons. The record is from RefSeq and is a predicted model, not a curated record. Gene Ontology annotation, biological process: chromatin organization.